UAAAAGAGAGUAGAUGUGUGUGGAUGGGCCCGCAUAGAAAAUUAUCAAGGCCGUGAAGUUUAUUGUUGAGGUUGAUAAAUCACUAGUACAGCGAAAUUGCCUUAAUUUCAAAUAUGCCCCUAUAUUAUUCAUAAUUUGCAUUGCUUAGGCGCUGAGAGGACCUGGUGAAAAGUUAUUUAAUAAUAAUAUUAACAAAUAACAAUAACAAUACCAGAAUAACCUAGAAAUUUCCAUACACAUCUUUGGGUCCAUAUUUUCUCUCCAUUAUUUCCUUCUUCGAUCUUCAUAUUCAAUUUUCGUACUACGUAGUUUUGUUCAACUGGCAAUUGGUUUUGAAAGAUUUGAGGGAAAUUGGAGAUGGAAAGUGGGUUUGGAGAAUCAACAAGUGUACCACCUCAAAGCCCUUCAUGCUCGGGAAAUGGAGCCAAUGAUGCUGGUGAUUUUGAAUGCAAUAUUUGCUUUGAAUUAGCUCAAGACCCUAUUGUUACUCUUUGUGGUCACCUCUUUUGUUGGCCUUGUCUAUACAAAUGGCUUCAUCAUCACUCACAAUCACAAGAAUGCCCUGUUUGUAAGGCUCUUAUUCAAGAGGAGAAGUUGGUUCCCCUCUAUGGCCGUGGCAAAACUCAGUCCGACCCAAGAUCAAAAUCUUAUUCGGGUAUGGAUAUUCCUCAUCGCCCCACCGGCCAGAGACCUCCAACAGCUCCUCCGCCAGAUGCAAAUCAAUUUACAAAUAAUGGGUUUGGAUUUAUGGGAGGGUUUGUCCCCACGGCAACUGCAAGAAUGGGAAACUUCACUUUGGCUACUGCCUUUGGUGGAUUAAUACCAUCAUUGUUUAACAUACACUUUCAUGGUUUCCCUGAUGCUACUGUUUAUGGCACAACUUCUGGUUUUCCUUAUGGAUUCCAUUCCUUUUAUGGUGGUCAUGCUCAUCAUGGCUUUCCCCAGCCAGCUAAUCGGGGUUCGAAUGCCGAUAAUGUCUUGAAGAACCUUCUUAUGGUGGUUGGAGUAUUUGUGAUCCUUGCACUGAUUUGUUGGUGAUGGUGAAGAAGGCCACAUUCUGCUUUGUAGAGAACUCAAAAAAAGACUCAAAAUCCAUUGCAAUAUGGUACUUAGAAUUCCCCAAUUUUCUACAUGUAAAUACAUUAGCUUUGUGGUUAAUCUUCUAUGCCUCCCAAUCUUUUUCAAUGUUGAUUUUUCUUGUUGCCAAUUGUGUUAUGAGUAUAUGCAAGACACCUAAUGUUUUCCUAAUAUAUGUUUUUCAAAAUUUCAAUCUUUUUUGCACCCAAA
This is a messenger RNA of Cannabis sativa, 1287 nucleotides long. RefSeq lists its product as uncharacterized. Gene Ontology annotation, molecular function: ubiquitin-like protein conjugating enzyme binding; ubiquitin protein ligase activity. The transcript has 2 exons. Gene Ontology annotation, cellular component: endoplasmic reticulum. The record is from RefSeq and is a predicted model, not a curated record. Gene Ontology annotation, biological process: ubiquitin-dependent protein catabolic process. The coding region runs from base 358 to 1038 and encodes 226 amino acids. Lineage: Eukaryota; Viridiplantae; Streptophyta; Magnoliopsida; Rosales; Cannabaceae.